Molecule: messenger RNA, 3463 nt
Organism: Myotis daubentonii (Daubenton's bat)
Lineage: Eukaryota; Metazoa; Chordata; Mammalia; Chiroptera; Vespertilionidae
Gene: ELOVL2
Product: ELOVL fatty acid elongase 2
Biological process (GO): fatty acid elongation, polyunsaturated fatty acid; sphingolipid biosynthetic process; fatty acid elongation, monounsaturated fatty acid
Cellular component (GO): endoplasmic reticulum; endoplasmic reticulum membrane
Molecular function (GO): fatty acid elongase activity
Source: RefSeq, a predicted model, not a curated record
GGGGCGGAGAGCGGCGGGCGCCCGAAACGGCCCGGCGGCUCGGAGCGCCGCGCUGGAGUGGCGCGAGCCCGAGGGGGCGGGGAGGCGCGGGGGCGGCGUGCGUGCGCUGGACGUGGGUGUGGGUGGGUAGGGAGCGCGGCGCCCGGGAGCGCGGGCAGAGGACGCCGGCUACCCUGGACAGCGCAUCGCCCGCCGGGGUCGCUGCGCCGCCGCCGCGGAUCAUGGAGCUUCUAAAGGCCUUUGAUGAUGAAAUCAAUGCUUUUUUGGUCAAUAUGUUUGGACCUCGAGAUUCUCGAGUCAGAGGAUGGUUCAUGUUGGACUCUUACCUCCCUACCUUCUCUCUUACUGUCAUGUAUCUGCUUUCAAUAUGGCUGGGUAACAAAUGCAUGAAGAACAGGCCUGCUCUCUCCCUGAGGAGCAUCCUCACCUUGUACAACCUCGGCAUCACACUUCUCUCCAUGUACAUGCUGGCGGAGCUUAUUCUCUCCAGUUGGGAAGGAGGCUACAACCUGCAGUGUCAGGAUCUUGCCAGUGCCGGGGAAGCCGAUGUCCGGGUAGCCAAGGUGUUGUGGUGGUACUACUUCUCCAAAUUAAUAGAGUUCCUGGACACGAUUUUCUUUGUUUUGCGGAAAAAAACCAGUCAGAUUACUUUUCUUCAUGUAUAUCAUCAUGCCUCUAUGUUUAACAUCUGGUGGUGUGUUUUGAACUGGAUCCCUUGUGGGCAAAGUUUCUUUGGACCCACUCUGAACAGUUUUAUCCACAUUCUUAUGUAUUCCUACUACGGACUGUCCGUGUUUCCGUCGAUGCACAAGUAUCUGUGGUGGAAGAAAUACCUCACCCAGGCUCAACUGGUGCAGUUCGUGCUCACCAUCACCCACACCAUGAGUGCUGUCGUGAAACCCUGUGGCUUCCCCUUCGGGUGUCUGAUCUUCCAAUCUUCUUACAUGCUUACACUAGUCAUCCUGUUCUUAAAUUUUUAUUUCCAGACAUACCGAAAAAAGCCAAUGAAGAAAGAGACGAAAGAGUUACCAGCAGGGAAAGAAGUGAAGAAUGGAUUCUCCAAAGCCUACUUCACUGCAGCUAACGGAGUGAUGAACAAGAAGGCUCAGUAAUAUCAGCAGCAGACACAGCAUAUAUAAUGGCCUAACAGAUCCGCUUGCUCUCAGGCAAGGACUGAAUUGAACAUUAUAUAUGCUAUAGCAUACACUAACUUCCUUUGCGUUUAUAAAUCAUUUGUACCCAGAAUGUAUUAAUAUCUUGCUAUGAGGUUAAUCUGUUAAUUGAGUGCUUCUGUCAGCAUUGAGGUGAGCUCUGCAGCCCUCCCACUGGCGCCCCUUCUCUCCUCCCCGAGGCCUGCCCCUCACAGGAGCUCUUCCGCUGCCUCACACACAGCCGGAGAGCAGGGCACUGUUUGUCACAGCAGGUCUUCAAAUAAAAAGUUAACAGUUUGUUCUCAUGAAAAUGUUUAAAAGAAAAUGUUAGUUCUCUCCCAGAUACAGGGUGUGUUCUAAUCUACAUGAAGCAAUAAUUGUCAGUGCAUAAAGGAAUUAGUCCCUCUGUUCCUUUAGGGGUCAACCCCAGAAGAUAUUAAAAGAGGAUUGUAAAUGUAAAAUCUAACAAAACUUUUAGGCUGUGUCUGUCAGAUUCCCACAGCCACUCCUAACUUUCAACAUAGUGAUGUGGUAAUGAAACUUGAGAAAAAAAUCCUCUGCCAAAUCCUCAUAGCUCAGGGGCUUUGAAUAGUUGUUCCUCAGUUUUAAUUUGGUUUCCUUGAUUAUUCGUGUCUACCUCUCAUGUUAAGUUGCCUCGGUUAGGAUAUAGACAGACACAGUGCUCAGUGUUCAAAAGCAGGAGCUAAACCUGGCUGCCCGUUGCUUUCUGAGCAAGGACUCACGUCCAGUCUGCCCUUUUCUUAGAAGGAUACGCCACUGGGACAUACAUACAUCAGAACUCAGAGCUCUGGGGGGAAGAGACAUUGAACCCGUUUGUGAAUAUUAUUCCUUAAUACCUGCUAUCAGUCUUAUGCAGGUUAAAUUUUUGAAAAUGGUAACUAAAAAUCGGAGGAUGAUAGAAAGAUUUCAACACUGAGCCGUGGGCUGGUAAAGAGCCAGGCCAAAAAGUGCCGAUUUGGCAAACUCAGCCCUCCUUUCCCGGCUCUGCAAUGCAAUCUGGACCAAGAACCCGGCACAAAAGCACAGAAGUCGUUACUGGACAGUUCCGUCCUGCUCCAGUGUGGGCAGUUACUCACUGUCCAUUGUACCAAGACCGGAAAAGGGGUAUUUUUUGAAGACUUGAUGAUGAUUUAUACCCUGUGAACGUGUUGUUAUCCCCUACACCUACUUUUUGAAAUGUUUUAGGUCAUAACGUUGACAUCAAAUGCUUUAGUGCCAGGAAGGCAUUGUCACCAUUGCCCCAGCGCACUCCAGCCUGUCUGGGAGUGCCUUGCUGCCCUUUUUGGCCUUUUUUUUUUUUUUUCUUCUGAGCUCUAGUUUUUAAAGUGUUUUUCCUGUUUAAAAAAUAAAAGCACUAACUUUUGUACUGACAUUGUACACUGACAUCGUGCUGACUUUUCUGUCUUCUCUUUCAUGUAAACUACCCACUUGGGAUCCCGGCCCUUGGUGGACAGGGACUGAGCUUAGACUAGGGUCCCUGGGAAAGGGUUGGACUGUAACCUUCCCUUCUCUACUUGUUGACCCAUUUCUGUUGGACAGACAUCUCAAGCUGAUGCCCACCUACCUUAGGUUUAUUUUUCUAAAUAGUUUUCUAAUACUGACUUGCUCCAGGGUACUUAAUCCCACUUCCAUCACAUUAUAACUGUGUUUGUUAAAGAUUGUUCUCUCCUAAAAACUCAUUUUAAAACAAGGGCUAACUUCGAGCAUGACUGUUACUGCUCCUCUCUGACUAGCACAAGUUGGACCAAGGAGACAGCCCUUGAGCAACUGAGCUCAAGUUCAGUUUUAGGUCUCAGACGUGGGCUAACAUCUGUUCUCCAAGUACAUUCCAGGUGAAGAUGAGAGAAGGCAGACAGCACUGGUCAUUCACUUACUCAGCUUGUUAUUCUGCCAUAGCUGCAGUUCUAGAUGCUCUCAUAUGUGCAGAGCAAGGAGCAGCCACUGUUCAGCAGUGACACAGCCAAGGUGCUCCCUGGGCAGGGUGCGGGAACCUCUCGGAUCAAAGGGAGAGGUUGGGUAGUUGACACUUUCAAGCUCAGUUUAGUUGGAGGUUUCAGGAUGCUUAUUUCCCAUUGGUCUUUAGCCCUAGAAAAGCUUGAUAAACACCUGUAGCCUUAAACCAUUCAAGGGCCAGUUAAAUUACACAGAGCUAUGAAAUCUUAGCCACAAAAAUUGAGUCAUUAAAGUGUCACAACUUAAAAAAAAAACAAUGUUUACUUUUAAUGUGAUUUUCCUAAAAACAAAACUAUUUUUAAAAAUCUGUGUCAUCUGUUUAAAAGAAAAAUGGAAAA